Messenger RNA from Xyrauchen texanus (razorback sucker), 813 nucleotides. RefSeq names its product cystatin-B-like. Bases 131 to 547 code for a protein of 138 amino acids. Gene Ontology annotation, molecular function: cysteine-type endopeptidase inhibitor activity. Gene Ontology annotation, cellular component: cytosol. The record is from RefSeq and is a predicted model, not a curated record. The transcript has 5 exons. NCBI's taxonomy places the organism in Eukaryota, Metazoa, Chordata, Actinopteri, Cypriniformes, Catostomidae.
GGAUAUUAAGAAAUCAUCCAGGUGGUGGUGAUUUACACCUAAAAAUGUCUUGUUGCAACAUUACAUAAAAGACGAAGAAGCGAGACUUGUUUUACAGUUAUAUCCUCUGAAAUCAGUACUCAAGGAUAAGAUGAUGAAGCUAAAGUCAGGUGUGUGCGCUCUAAUGGCGGUAUUUUUGCUGUCUGUCUAUAUUGCAGAGGUGAAUUGCGUCGAUAAAUCUGACAACAACAAAGUGCGGAAUGAAGCAGGGCCCCUUAUUGGAGGGUUAUCCAAGGUGACAUAUGCCACUUCAGAAGUGCAGAGGAUCUGUAAUGCGAUGAAGCCAUAUGUAGAAAGACGUGUCGGAAAGAGGUUUGCUGUUUUCACCGCCAAAAGUUUCAGCACACAGCUUGUGGCGGGAACCAACUAUUUUAUCAAGGUCCACGUCGGAGGGGAUGAAUUCAUCCAUCUGAGAGUCUAUAAAUCUCUCCCUCACAGUGGAGGAAAACUAGAGCUGAGUGGAAUUCAGACCUCUAAACGGCACCUUGACCCCAUUGUAUACUUCUAAACGAACGCCGACAUUUCUCUCAUCCAAACAAUUUGAUGCCGAACCUUUUGCAAAAUGGUCACUAUUAAUAUUGCCACACUUUGUUAUUCAAAUAUAUAUCCAAUCUAUAUUAAAGAACCCAAUAUUCAGCCAUUUCAGUGCCUGACUAUGAGGUUUAUAUUGUCAACAACAUGACUUUCCUGUGCUAUAAAGGUAUUGUUGCUAAAUAAUUACUCCUAGAUAUUCCAAAUCUGUUUGAUAAUAAAGGCAAAUUUCAUAUAUUAAAG